Mustela erminea (ermine) is the source of this 2212-nucleotide messenger RNA. It is a transcript of the gene PTX3, whose product is annotated as pentraxin 3. Gene Ontology annotation, biological process: innate immune response. Gene Ontology annotation, molecular function: complement component C1q complex binding. Lineage: Eukaryota; Metazoa; Chordata; Mammalia; Carnivora; Mustelidae. The coding region runs from base 187 to 1605 and encodes 472 amino acids. The record is from RefSeq and is a predicted model, not a curated record. The transcript is spliced from 3 exons.
UGCCUCUGUGCCUGCUGACUUAUUUCUCCCCCUACCUCCCCUCCCUUCCCUUUCAUCCCUCAAUGCUACCAAUUCAAGUUACAACAGCUAAUCCUCUGGGGGUACAGUCUUAGCCCAGUUUCCCCACCUCUUUCCCCUCUGACCCUCCUCCAAUUAAUCUGACGGCGGUGUAAACCUUUGCGGUCUAUGAUUGUGCAACGUCCACGUUUUCCUCGCCCUCCCACCAGGCCCCCUCCCCUCCAAAUUCAGGGGAACUCCCGUUACCGCGGUGCCACCGGCAUUACUCAUUCAUCUCCAUUCAGGCUUCCCCCAGCAUUUAUUAAGGGCUCUGGGCUCCUGCCUUUCACUCUCACUCUCCUCUGCUCCAGCAACACCGCUCACUUGAGAGCUUCUCGCCUCGUCCCCUCGGGCCAGCUGUGGGAAGUGGCCGAAGAACGAACUUUGUGUCUCUUUCCAGCAAUGCAUCUCCCUGUGAUUCUGUUCUGCGCUCUCUGGUUUGCGGCGUUGGCGGAGACCUCGGAUGAUUAUGAACUCAUGUAUGUGAAUUUGGACAACGAAAUAGACAAUGGACUCCAUCCCACUGAGGACCCCACGCCGUGUGACUGCCGUCGGGAGCACACCGAGUGGGACAAGCUCUUCAUCAUGCUGGAGGACUCGCAGAUGAGAGAGGGCAUGCUGCUGCAGGCCACCGACGACGUCCUCCGCGGCGAGCUGCAGAGGCUGCGGGCGGAGCUGGGCCGCCUGGCCGGCAGCCUGGGGAGACCGUGCGCGCCGCCGGCCCCCGCGGAGGCCCGGCUGGACCGCGCGCUGGACGAGCUGCUGCAGGCGAGCCGCGACGCGAGCCGCCGGCUGGCGCGCUUGGAGAGCGCGGGGACGCCGCGCCCGGAGGAGGCGGGGCGCGCCCUGGGCGCCGUGCUCGAGGAGCUGCGGCGGACGCGAGCCGACCUCCAUGCUGUGCAGGGCUGGGCAGCCGGGCGCUGGCUGCCAGCAGGUUGUGAAACAGCAAUUUUAUUCCCAAUGCGUUCCAAGAAGAUUUUUGGAAGCGUGCAUCCAGUGACACCGAUGAAGCUUGAGUCCUUUAGUGCCUGCAUUUGGGUCAAAGCCACAGAUGUAUUAAACAAAACCAUCCUGUUUUCCUAUGGCACAAAGAGAAACCCAUAUGAGAUCCAGCUGUACCUCAGCUAUCAGUCCAUAGUGUUUGUGGUGGGUGGAGAGGAGAACACACUGAUUGCUAAUACUGUGAUUUCCCUGGGAAAGUGGACCCAUCUGUGCAGCACCUGGAAUUCUGAGAAAGGGCGCACAUCCUUGUGGGUAAACGGUGAGCUGAUGGCUACCACAGUCAAGAUGGCCACAGGUCACAUUGUGCCUGAGGGAGGAAUCCUGCAAAUUGGCCAAGAAAAGAACGGCUGCUGUGUGGGUGGUGGCUUUGAUGAAACACUGGCCUUUUCUGGAAGACUCACAGGCUUCAAUAUCUGGAACCGUGUUCUCAGCAAUGAAGAGAUAAGAGAGACCAGUGGAGCAGAGUCUUGUCACAUCCGGGGAAAUGUUGUUGGGUGGGGAGUCACAGAGAUUCAGCCACAUGGAGGUGCUCAGUAUGUCUUGUAAGUGUUGUGAAACUCUACUUGAAGCCAAAGAAAGAAACUCACAUUUUAAACAUAUGCCAGUUGGGAUGGUCUAAAAACCUCAGUGCAUAUUAAGAACACUUUAGACUAAUGAAGGGGAGAGUUGAGAUCAAUCUUUAUUUAUCUUGGCAAAAUACUGAAUAAACAGUUGAAGAGAAGACAUUGGAGAAUGCUUUUGGGGAUACUGUUACUAGAUUUUAUGCCAUGGUGCUUUGAGAUUAAUGCUGUGUCUUUGUCAGAUAAACUCUCAAAUAAUUAAAAGGACUGUAUUGUUGAAAAGAAGGACAAUUGUUUUACUUUUCUUUGGUUAAUUUUGUUUUGGCCAGAGAUAACUUUUAUAUCGGGAGAAAAAUAAAAUAACAUUUGCUGUCCAUUGUUCAUUGUUCUUGGUAUGUACCUUAUUAUUAAAAAAAAUGAUAAAAACAUAUUUAUACUACAAUGUGACUUAACAAAUGCAAAUGUAGUUUAUGUGUUAUAAUCAAAUGUCUCUUUUUUGAGAAGAUAGUUAUAUAAGUUAUAUUGUAAAAUGGUUUUGUAUUAAUUUUAUUAAGACUAUUUUUGUAAAACUCUACUGUAAAUAAAAUAUUUUA